GGUUUUCCGUUUUUGGUUAAAGGAUUUGUAGAAACAAUAAUGGUGGUGGAGGGAGCAAUUGAUGAUGAAUCUCCAUUGAUUCAAAGCUUUUGUUCUGGUGAUGUUUUAGGAGGACCUUCAAAGAGAACUGGGAGUGUAUGGAGUGCAGUGUCACACAUAAUAACAGGUGUAAUAGGGGCAGGAGUGUUGUCUCUAGCAUGGGCAGUGGCACAGUUAGGGUGGAUCGCAGGUCCAUUGUUGCUCAUGCUCUUUGCACCCAUCACCUUUGUUUCUUCAUACAUUCUAUGUGAUUGCUACAGAUUUCCUCACCCUCAACUUGGUUCUAUUAGGAACUCUUCCUACAUGCUUGCUGUCAAGAUGUUUCUUGGAGAUACAAAGGAAAAGAUAUGUGGAGUGCUGGUUCAUGGAGGCUUAUUUGGCACAAAUAUUGCUUACAUCAUUACAACUUCUAACAGCAUCAAGUAAGCUACGCACUAAAUUUACUUCUCUUUUUUUUUUGUGGUUAAGCUUUCUUUACUGCGUGUUAUUGACAAAGGAAAAUAGUAUUCAUUAUUAUUAUUAUCUAUCUAAAAAUAUGUGAGAAAAAAAA
Molecule: messenger RNA, 589 nt
Organism: Arachis ipaensis
Lineage: Eukaryota; Viridiplantae; Streptophyta; Magnoliopsida; Fabales; Fabaceae
Product: putative amino acid permease 7
Source: RefSeq, a predicted model, not a curated record